Molecule: messenger RNA, 1331 nt
Organism: Sardina pilchardus (European sardine)
Lineage: Eukaryota; Metazoa; Chordata; Actinopteri; Clupeiformes; Clupeidae
Product: C-type lectin domain family 4 member M-like
Exons: 1
Coding region: 1-942 (313 amino acids)
Source: RefSeq, a predicted model, not a curated record
AUGGCAGAAGAGGGAAAAUACGCUAACGCAAACCCUGAGAACUUUCAUAUGAGUCCCACUUCUCAAGUAAAUUCAGGAACACAGGAGAAAAUCUACGCCAAUGAGAAACCGUGUGGCAGACCUGAGAGGGUUACAGCCUCCAAACCCUCUGGAGCGGUGAAGAACUACUCUAGAUGGGUCACUGUGUGUCUGAGACUGCUGUGUGUUCUGCUGCUAGCACUCAACAUAGGAUUGGGUAUUAAAUACUUUCUAGAGAAAUGCCAGCUACAGGCUGAGAGGGAGCACCUGCUAGCAAGCCAUGUGAAGAUCACCGUGGAAAGAGACCAGGUAUUGGCCAGUAAUACCGACCUGACCAGAGAGCUGGACCAGCUACUCAGCAGCAAUGACCAGCUUCAAGACAGAAUCUCUAAACUGGAAAAGAGAUGUUCCUCUGGAAGCAAUGUGAAUAUCAGCAUGGAAAGAGAUCAGGCAUUGGCCAGUAAUACCAACCUGACCAGACAGAUGGACCAGCUACUCAAAGCCAAUGACCAGCUUCAAACCAGAAUCUCUAAACUGGAAAAGAGAUGUCCCUCAGGAUGGAGAUACUUUAAUACCAAAUGUUACUUCAUCUCCUCUUCAAUAAGAACGUGGUCUGAAAGCAGACAACAAUGCAAAGACAGUGGAGGAGACCUGGUGAUCAUCAACAGCAAAGAGGAGCAAGUUUUCAUUUAUGGAUUGGAAAUAUACAGGGCCUGGAUUGGACUGGUGUACAAGCAGGGUGUGUGGGAAUGGAUGGACAACACACAGUUGUCCACAAGCUACUGGGAUCAAAGACAACCCAAUCGUGACGAUGAGGACUGUGUUCUCAUUGCUGCUGAUAAAGGUGAAACAUUCUCUAGCUGGCAUGAUUACCCAUGUAGUGACAAACAUUAUUUCAUUUGUGGGAUUCCUGCAUACAUGUAACACCUAAGGCACCUUUAAGAAAUGUGCAUGGAUACUGUGUGAACUUAUUGAUUUUUCACGACACUCUGUGUGUUUUUAACUUAUUGAUGCGACAUCUAAUUCAUACCUGUAUGAACAAAUAAGUGAGAGAAUAAAAGGUACAUUGUUGUAUCUCAGUGAAGAAUGUAAAAAUGAACUACUGCUUAACAACUGAAAGUGAAGACCAAGAUUGCUGAUAUUUCUAUACUGUAUAUUGAUUAAUGUAUGACAAGUCUGUGAAAUAUAUUUUAUAUAUUCAUGUGCUUCAUCAUGGAAACUGCAUAGCAAAAAUAAUGUUCUACAUUGUCCCUAGAGCUUCUGAAUUACCUUGUUGUUUAACGUUUUCUGGUUUAUUGAUGGUAGAUUGCCAC